Molecule: messenger RNA, 9851 nt
Organism: Microcebus murinus (gray mouse lemur)
Lineage: Eukaryota; Metazoa; Chordata; Mammalia; Primates; Cheirogaleidae
Gene: NHSL1
Product: NHS like 1
Biological process (GO): cell differentiation
Source: RefSeq, a predicted model, not a curated record
AUUUUAAAAUACUAGCCACUUCCAUAAAGAUGUGGCUCUUCAAAAAAAAACAAACCAUGACAUUAAGGCAUGCAAAUUAUAUGAUGAAGAUACUUCCCUGUUCUCAUGCGUAUAUGAAGGUUAUAAAGAGAUGACAGUAUUAUUGGGGAAAACUUUAUAAUGAAUAAACUCUUAUAAAAUACAACUUAAUAUGCAACACAAUAAAUGUGAUAAUUUAUUGGGUUUAUUACCCAAAGAUCUGGAUUUAUGGGGUUACGAGGCAGCAUGGAAUAGGUGCAUAGAGCAUGAGAUGCCCCAGGAUGCUGGGACGGAAGCCGCCUCCUGCCCCUGGCUUCCCCACUGACAGGUGUGCACUCACAUACAGUCAGCCCUCUGUGUCCAAGGGGUCUGCAUCCGGAUUCAACCAGCCACAGAUUGAAAAGAUUUGAAAAGAAAUGAAUAACAAUAUAUCAAUAAAAAAUAAUACAAAUUUUAAAACCAACACAAUGUAACAUAACAUUUACGUUGUAUCAGGUAUUAAAAGUAAUCCAGAGAUGACUUAAAGUAUAUGAGAGAUGUGUGCAGGUUAUAUGCAAAUACUGCACCAUUUUAUAUUGGGGACUUGAGCAUCCAUGGAUUUGGGUAUCUGAGGUGCGAGACCUAGAACGGAUUCCAAGGGCCAACUGUAGUGGCCUUGUCUUUCUACAACUGUGGCCACUUAUUAUCAGACAUGAUAUUGAGUGAGAAAGGAAAUAACUCCACCUGUGACUCUUACUACAGUUCAUUUUCUAAGAGGGGAAGAGCGCUUCUCUAGUCCUGGUGGAUUGGAAAUGUGUCUCACAACCUGAAGAAUACCUCUCCCUCUUUAAAACGAUUCAUCUUGAGAGUUUUGUUUUCUUGCCAUCACCUCCUUCAAAGUUUUACUCAAAUCUCACCUUUUCAAUGAGGACCACCCUGACUCCUAUAAUGCUACAACAUGGCCACCCUACAACCUUCAAACCCUCAACCCUUCUUUUAUCUUGUUCGACUUUUUUCUUUUGUCCGUUGCACUUAUCACCUUCUGAUAUACCAUGCAAUUGUACUUAUUGUCAAAUAAUGUAAGCUCCAUGAGGGCUGGAUCUCACCUGUUUUUGUCCAAUGAUUUAUCCCACCUGAAUGAAAGAAUGGCACUUAUUCGUAGUAUAGGUGCUCAAUAUUUAUCUUUUAAUGAAUGAGUCUAUGUUGAGAUGUCAUUUUUGAGUACAUGAAAACCUACAUGCUGUGGAGGAUUGAGCAUAGUGAGUGCUUGUUUCCUUGAAAGAACAGUUUCUGUUUUCAACUGGAAGUAUGUAUGGUGACACUUAACCUGAAACACUUGUGGAUUAUGAGUAGGAGUGUUUCUGCCCAGAACUCUCCCUGUCUCUGAUGCAGAGAGCAGAGCGAGAUUACUCUUGCAGAUAAAUUUGUUUUCCAAAGGGGAAUUUUGCCCACCAAUUUAAGGCAGUUCUAGAAUCUGACGUACAGUCUCAGUUGUUUCUCAUUUGCCAUCUGGCAAUUUAAUUGCUUUAAAGUUAUGCAUAGGAUGAAAGAAGACAAAUUGGAAAUCUGUGAUAAUAUGCAUGGUAAUAUGGUAAUAUUUCUAUUUUCUUUAUUUUUUGGUGUGCUUUUGUUGUUUUCAAAAAAUAAGAUUAAGGGGAUAAAAAGAUUUGAGAAGGAAUCAUGCCAAAAGCUUUCCCUAGAGAGAGCCCCUUAUAUAAACUUUAUUCUUUGACUAAGAGCCUUUGUUACAAACUAAAUGUUUUGAAUUAGUGGAUUAUUACAUUUUUCCAUUCAGUUGUAAGUCUGGCCCAAAGCUAUGAAAUAAGAGGUUGUCUAAAUCGUUUCAAAACUGUCUGGCCAUGAAGUAGAACUGGGGUGAGAUGUGAGAAGCAUUUUUUCCUUUGUCCUUCUUCAUAGUAUUUCCUGAUCUGUGUUCUUCUUUUUGUUCCUGUCCCUUUGCUACUGGAGUAUGUCUCUAAUGCCUAUUUAUUACCCCAUUUCUGAUUUCUCUAUUUGUGUUUUCCCAGUACUCUGUGGUUAACUGCAAAUGGGCAAAGGUACUAGAACUUCACACAGUAUAUUCAAGUUAAAGAGUAACUCAAGUAGUGUGUGUCUGAGACUACUAUGAGGAGAGGACGAUUGUGGAAUUCUAAAAACUGGGAGCUAUGGUGAGAAUUACAUUUAAAAUAUUAAAAUAAUUAGGAUACUUUAUCUAAUUUCUCAUUUGGAAGCGGGAAUUAUAUUUUAGGGCUUUUUUUUUUGAGAGUUGUGGCAGCUAAAUGUAAAUAUGCACACACUUUGGAACAUACAAUGAUGAUUCUCAAUCAUGGGCAGUGAAGAGUGGGAAGGCAGGACAUCCUAAUUUGCACAAAAAUGCACCCAAGUCAUAAUUUGCAGCUCCUGGGAGAUUCUAUUCUGAAGUUUUACUGCUUGUACACGUUCCCUUGGUAUGGGAGGCAGAGCCUAGGGGCGUGGUUGGGAAACAAUAGUUUUGCUUUUUUCCCCCCUCCUAAAUCAGUUCAAAUCCCAUGCACCCUGAAUUAACUGGAAUUGCUCUCAGGCUUGUCGGCUCCUAUAAAAAGAUCUGGAAGUUCAUAGUGGCCUAGUGAAAUAGGGAACACGUUUGUUUCAUCUUGACUUCUGUGGAGGAAAAUCUGCACUAUUUUUGUAGACUCCAGAGAGGAGAAACUUGUGAUCUGUUGGAGAGAAACCGAAUGAAUGGGCACCAAGGCACAAAGCCUGAUGUGGCUGUCAUGCAAAUAAGAACCGUGAUUGGCUUUCCCUUUCUUUCUGUGGCACGAUGUCACUGGCUGCUCUCAGCCUUAAAGAUUAGGUUUCAGUGGGAGUUUUUCAGGUUCAAGGACUGUUAAUGGUUUGUAACUGCCUGACAAUAAGCUCAACCUCAAAGUUACAUCAGCUUGGGCAGAUGUCUGAGGAUAUGAGACCCGGGGAAGAAAAGUUACAAUCUGGAGCAGAAGGACGCAGCUUGCCACCUGCCUGCUGGACUGAGCUUUUAAUGUGAUUUAAAUUUCUAAGCCCUAUUUAGGCGUCCUGGAAAUGGUGGUCUUCAUCAACACAAAGAUUAAGUCUUUCAUUAAACUUUUUAAGAAGAAAACGGUUUCCAACCUAGAUGAGGAGAGCCGUUGGACAGUCCACUACACUGCUCCAUGGCACCAGCAGGAGAAUGUGUUCCUUCCCACCACAAGACCCCCCUGCGUUGAGGACCUGCACCGCCAAGCCAAGCUCAACCUCAAAUCAGUAUUGAGGGAAUGUGACAAGUUGCGGCGGGAUGGCUACCGAAGUUCUCAGUACUAUUCUCAGGGACCCACCUUUGCAGCCAACUCCAGCCCACUCUGCGAUGAUUAUCAAGAUGAGGAUGAAGAAACAGAUCAAAAAUGUUCUAUCUCCUCAUCAGAAGAAGAAAGAUUUAUUUCCAUCAGGAGACCUAAAACACCAACCUCAAGUGACUUCUCUGACCUUAAUACUCAGACGAACUGGACCAAGUCACUUCCACUGCCAACACCAGAAGAGAAGAUGCGACAGCAGGCCCAGACAGUCCAGGCUGAUGUGGUGCCUAUUAACAUAACUGGGGAGAAUUUCGAUCGCCAGGCCAGCCUUCGGCGGUCUGUAAUUUACACAGACACUCUGGUAAGACGACCGAAGAAAGUCAAAAGGAGAAAGACUAUUACAGGAGUCCCUGACAACAUACAGAAGGAGCUAGCGUCUGGCACUGGUCAGGACGAUGGUGGUGGUCAUUCCGUGUUCGCCCCAGACCACUACUCCACACUAGGAAGGCUCAAUAGCUGUCGGUCUGCUGGGCAGCGCUCAGACACCAGGGACUCCAGCUGUCAGACUGAGGACGUGAAAAUCGUGCCACCAUCAAUGAGAAGAAUCAGGGCACAGAAGGGGCAAGGCAUUGCUGCCCAAAUGAGCCACUUCUCGGGCUCCUCGGGCAACAUGUCCGUGCUGAGCGAUUCUGCGGGUAUCGUGUUCCCUUCUCGCCUCAACAGCGAUGCUGGUUUCCAUAGUCUGCCGCGUUCUGGAGCAAGGGCGAACGUUCAGUCCCUUGAGCCGAGGCCGGGUGCCCUGGGCCCUGCAGGAGACAUGGAUGGCAGCUUCCCCUACCAAGGGAGUAACCCACAAGUGGAUGAACACUUAGGACAUUUAGGAGGUGCCUCAAGGACUGGAACACUUUUGAGGCCCAAAUCCCAGGAGCUGAGGCACUUUGAGAGUGAAAAUGUAACAAGCCCAGCAUGCGUGGUUUCUCCUCAUGCGACAUAUUCCACCAGCAUCAUCCCAAAUGCUACGCUGUCUUCCUCCUCGGAGGUCAUCGUUAUUCACCCGGUUCAGAAUUCAGGGCUGUUGGACAGUAAAAUUACCAGCUCAUCAUAUGCAAAGAUAAAAUCCAGAGACCACCUCAUCUCUAGGCACGCUGUGAGAGAUGACCACCAGCCUGCCCGCUGUUACUGGAAUGAGGGUCACCCCGCCAUUCUUUCUCAAGCCUUAGACACCCAUUCGCCGGGGGCAGCCACACUGCUGUCCCUCUGUGAUUCCUCGGUCUGUCUAAAUGCCCCGGCAAAUAGGGAGAAUGGGUCCCAAGCCGUGCCAUAUCACUGUAGAAGCAGCCUGCGCUUCCCAGCCCACCCACAGGACGUGGAUGGCAAGAGCGAGUCCAGUUACUCGGGGGGCGGAGGGCAGGGCAGCUCUGAGCCCUGGGAAAACCAAGCCCCCGGUAAUGGGCGGGCAUCCCCACUGAAGCCACAUGUGGCAACUCCUGGGUACUCCACUCCGGCAAGUAACAUGAGCAGCUGCAGUUUGGACCAGACGUCCAACAAAGAGGAUGCGGGGUCGCUGUAUUCUGAGGACCACGAUGGCUACUGCACGUCCAUGCACACCGACUCUGGACGGGGGUCUGGGAAUCUGUGCAGUGGCAGCGAUGGCUUUGGGAACCCCAGGCACAGCGUGGUCAAUGUGUUUGAUGGAAGGGCUCAGAAAAACCAAGGGGACCGGUCAAAUUGCCAUGAUAAAUCCCUUUCGAGAAACAUCUCUCUGAAGAAAGCAAAGAAGCCUCCGCUGCCACCCUCCAGGACAGACUCGCUCCGCAGGCUUCCCAAGAAGAAUGGCCAGUCUAACGGGCAGGUGCUCAACGAGAGCCUGAUUGCCUCGCUCCAGCACUCGCUGCAGCUGAGCCUCCCCGGCAAGGGCGGCAGCUCGCCCUCCCAGAGCCCCUGCAGUGACCUGGAGGAGCCCUGGCUGCCGCGGUCGCGGAGCCAGAGCACGGUCAGCGCCGGCAGCAGCAUGACCUCCGCCACCGCCCCCAACGUCUACUCGCUGUGCGGGGUAACACCCUCGCAGAGUGACACCAGCAGCGUCAAGUCGGAGUACACAGACCCGUGGGGCUACUACAUCGACUUCACGGGCCUGCAGGAAGAGCCGGGCACCCCAGGAGCGGCCUGCACGGCCAGCUGCGGGGAGCCCGCUGGGAACGGGCCAGUCCGCCACAGCCAGGAAGGGCCCAGGGCCGCUUUGUCCCAAGUGCCCGGCGGCUCCGUCAAACCAAAGAUCACAUCGCCGGAGAAGUCACACAGAGUCACUUCUCCAUCCAGUGGGUAUUCCAGCCAGUCGAAUACACCCACAGCACUCACCCCCGUGCCUGUGUUUUUAAAAUCAAUGUCACCAGCAAAUGGGAAGGGGAAGCCCAAGCCCAAGGUACCAGAAAGGAAGUCCUCUCUGGUAUCCUCAGUGUCCAUUUCCUCAUCGUCCACUUCUUUGUCCUCUAACACUUCGACGGAAGGAAGCGGCACUAUGAAGAAGCUGGAUGCAGCCUCAGCAGGGCCCCUGGGGGACCCCCCUCCUCCGCCAGCUCCCUUCUUCCCGCCUCCCCCGCCCUUGGCUGACUGUCCCGAGGGCCCUGCGCUGCCUCCCUCUCCCGUGUUCCCCCCUCCGCCACCAGAAGCUCUCACUCCCUUCUGCUCCCCCCUUGACGGAUGCCUUCCUCCUGCCCCCACUUUACUGAGCCCCCUCCUUCCAGAUUCUUCUGCGCCCUUGCCAUCACCUCCGCCUCUCCCACCCUCCUCGGAGCCCCCUCCUGCCCCACCUCUCGACCCCAAAUUCAUGAGAGACCCCAGGCCGCCUUUCCCCAACUCCAGCCAGCCUGAGUCCUCCCGGGAGGCCUUCAGGCCUCCUUCUGCCAAGGAGGAGAGCAGCAGACCCCCCAUGCCCCUCAUAACCACCGAGGCGCUACAGAUGGUGCAGCUGCGGCCGGUGAGGAAGAACUCGGGCGCCGGGGCGGCACUGCCGUCUGAUCCAACAGCUCAGGAAAAACGAACUCCAGUUGCUCCACAGUACCACUUAAAGCCAUCUGCCUUCCUGAAAUCCCGAAAUAGCACACAUGAAAUGGAGAGUGAAAGCCAGCCUGUCUCCGUGACAAGCUCGCUCCUGACGCCUGCCAAGAGCUCGAGUCAGGGUGACCAUGGCAGUGCAGCCGAGCACGGCGGCCCGCCGAGCGCCGGGGAGGCAGAGGCUGGGCCUGGCCCCAGGACCAGCGUGCUCCCCGACUCUUCACCCAGCAGGAAGCCACCACCCCCCAUUUCCAAGAAGCCCAAACUGUUCCUGGUGGUGCCACCUCCGCAGAGAGAUUUUGCAGCGGAGCCUGCAGAGACUGUGAGCGAAGCCCUCCGAGCCUUGCCCAGCCCGACGAGGGGAGAGGAGGGCUCUGCACACAGCAAAGACACGAGAGAGAGUCCUGCAGCUCGAGCUGGCUCUCAUGCGACGCACCCCAGCAGCUCGGUUCUUGAGGGAGGAGCUGCAGGAUCCGUGUCCCCCGGCAGAGUGGAAGCCAAUGUGCCCAUGGUACAGCCUGAUACCUCGCUUGCCCCCCAGCAGGAAGAGCCAGCCGAGAACAGCGCGGAUGGUGGUGGCUACGUGGAGAGCUGCCUGUCCCGACAGGACGGAGGGGCCCGGGAGCCGCAGACCGACACAGCCGCGUCCUCCUCAGAGGCCUGCGACUUCCCCGGGGAAGACGGGAGUGAUGAGGUGAUGACCCCCAGUAGACCCAGGACCACAGAAGACCUUUUCGCAGCCAUUCACAGAUCCAAAAGGAAAGUCCUUGGCCGUAAAGAUUCAGAUGAUGAUCACUCCCGAAACCAUUCUCCCUCCCCGCCAGUGACACCCACCGGCGCUGCCCCGAGCCUGGCCUCUCCGAAGCAAGUGGGAUCGAUCCAGAGAAGCGUCCGAAAGAGCAGCACCAGCAGUGACAACUUCAAAGCCCUGCUGCUCAAAAAGGGGAGUCGUUCAGACACCAGCGCCCGCAUGUCGGCGGCGGAGAUGCUCAAGAACACAGACCCUCGAUUCCAGAGAUCAAGGUCGGAGCCUUCGCCAGACACGCCCGAGAGCCCGUCCAGCUGCUCCCCAAGCAAGAACAGAAGGGCCCAGGAAGAGUGGGCCAAGAACGAAGGGCUGAUGCCCCGGAGUCUGUCCUUCUCCGGCCCCAGGUACGGCCGCAGCCGGACGCCGCCGUCCGCGGCCAGCAGCAGGUACAGCGUGCGGAACCGCAUCCAGAGCAGCCCCAUGACGGUCAUCUCGGAGGGCGAGGGGGAAGCCCCGGAGCCGGCGGACAGCAGGGCGCGCGCGGCGCUGGGCGCGGCCGAGCGCUGUUCGCUGGACGGACUGGCCGGGGACGAGAUGGACGAGGGCGGCCCGCUCUGCGCCCAGGAGCCUGCCGCCUCCCUGCGGCCACGGGCCCCUGGCCCCGCAGAUGGGGCAGCCAGUGCGGAGGGCAGGGGGCCGGCAGAGCCGCGCGGAGGUUCUCCGAGGGAGGAGAGUUAGGGACGGGAACGUGCCUCUCCCCCGGUCAUGGGGGACAGACAGCAAUGCAUCGCUCUAGGAAGCCCGCCGGGCGCCUUCGCCUGGCUUGCCUAGGGUGCCACCCACUGUGUGUGCUGUGGCCGCAGCGUCGCCAGCCCUGCAGUGUGAGCGGAGGGUUAUUUAGGACUCAACUUGGCACUUGCCCUGUGGCUUAAAAGCAAGUAGAAGCUUAAACUUCUGAAAGUGCUUCCUGGGGAAGAUUUUUUUUUUUUUCCUAAAUACUGGGGGAGUGUGGGGGUGUGUGUGCAUUUUGAACACUUUUUAUUUUUUUAAAAAAAUACACACACACCAACAGCAUGUACAGAAAUAGGAGAAAGCAAGCCAGAGUUAGGCUCGGUAGAGUAAGCUGGGAGUCUUCUGGACUAGGUGGUAACCGCUUUCAAAGCAUUCUGUUUCUGGAAACUCGAGAGUUCCAUGAGAGGGGAGGAGACGUUGCUUCUACGAAAGAGGCGGUAGAUUUGCUGGUUCUUAAUGCACAGAGCGCGGGGAUGUAUGCACAUGUGUGCCGCGCGGGAGGCGUGUCCCGAUGAGCGCAGAGAAGCUGGGGAAGGGCUGAGUGACGAACUGGUUCAGGUACUUUUUUUCUGGGGGGGGGUGGGAAUAGGCUUUGUUUCUUUUUUUUUGUAAACAUGACAAACGUGAAAGUGGCAACGCUGUAAUUUGGUGCCUGCUGCUGUGCAGCCGCAUACACACAACUUUUAGCCUGGAUUUUUUAGAAGCGUGGGGGAUUUUUUAAUGCAUUUCCUUCUUGAGUAGCGGCUGGGGCCUUUGAGAACUGAAGUGACCUGCGGACAUAUAGACAGGGAGACAGAGGAGAGGAGGGGAGGGGUAGGUGAUACACUGCUGGAAUUGGUUUCCUGCCUAAUAAAUGAAAUUAUUUUGCAGAUUUAAAUUUGAGAACUUGCACUACCGAACUGUGGGUGGAGCUUUUCCUUUGACAACAGUUUUUUUUUUUUUUUUAAAUCAGAGUUUAAACUUCCAUUUGGCAAUUUCCUAUCACUUGAAAUGUCAGCAUUUGCUAACUUUUUGGAUAUCCUUUUGGUUACACCAAAGAAAAAGUUACGGCUAUUUUUCUUUCCUUGAACUGCCUGCAGUAUCAUGUCCUAAUUUAGAAAGGUUUAUCAAACUCUAUUAUAUAUAUUAUCUUACUUUGAAGAAAAUGCUGAAUAGCUCUUGUUAGUCAAAUAAACUGAUAAAAAUUGGUAGGGCUUGGCUAUUAUUUAGCCCUGGGAAAUGAGUUUUUAGAUUAAAAAGGGUGGGUUUUUUUGCAUCAUUUGUUUUGUGCAUUUUAAAAUUUGUUUUUAAAUAAUUGAGUUGCUAAUUACCUUCUAAUCUUCUCCAAGCAGAAUUUCAAUACUUUCAUAGGUGGGAGAAAAUUAUGUAAAGUCUUUAUUUUAAUGUACUAUUCUUGUGACCCAUAUCCUCCUUUCCUCCCUCCCUCGCUUCCUCCCAACUUCUGUGUACUUUGGCCCCCUUAUUUGUUAGUUAAAUAAGCCAGAUUCUUGUCUUCUUCAUUGGAAGGACCUAGGAUGACAAUGCUGAGAUUCUUGGUUUAAAUCCAGUGUAGUUACCAAAUGGCCAUUUUUUUCUGGUAUGAAAAUAUCAUCUAACAGUUGGACUGCACAGGUCAAGUCAUCACAAGGCGUAUAAAAGAAAACUUUAGGUACCUAUUUUAGACAUGUCUUUGAGGCAAAAACAAACCUAAAGAAUUAAGGCUCUUUCCCUUCUCUGAAGAAAACAAAACACUUCUUUUCACACAACCGGAAAUGAAGACCUGACAUUUGGAGCGAUUGUCUACUACAUUGACAUAAGGAUCGUUUCUUCUAAAUUUUAGGAAAGUGGUGUUGGCUUUUGAUUAUGAAAUGUCGUAGCUACCUAAAAAAGUUUAGAAUGAACAUGGCUAUCAGAAAUCUUUAACUUAAUAUAAAAAUCUUUUAUUUCAAGGUAAGAUAAGCAACAUCAAAACUAAUUAUAAAACUAUUUAAAAA